AUGACCCUCGCCAACACCUCCCCUACACAUCUCCACGUCCUACAGAAUGCGUCGCUCAUCCUCCUCUCCCUCUUCGCACUCCCACUCUGCACCUUCAUCGCCGUCCUCAGCAAGCUCAUCGGUCCCUACCUCAAGACCACCCGGCACAUUGCCCAUCGCCGCAGAUGGCGCCAGAUCUCCUCCUCCACCUUUCGCCCACGAACCAUUCUUGUGACCGGCGUAGGGAUGAGCAAAGGUCUCAACAUUGCCCGCUCCUUCUACCGCGCUGGACACCGCGUGAUCGGCGCCGAUUUUGAGCCCUACCUGAUCCCCGUCUGCGGGCACUUCUCAACUGCCAUCGUCGAGUUCUACCGCCUCUCGAAAUCGAAUUCGGAGCAGGGUUCCGCCACGUACAUCAAAGACCUGAUCGAUAUCAUCCAGAAGGAAGGUGUUGAACUCUGGGUCCCGUGCUCAGGCAUCGCCUCGGGUAUCGAGGACGGAGAAGCCGCUGAAGCGAUUGAGAAAGAGACGACGUGUAAGGCCAUCCAAUUCGGUCUCACUCUCACUGAGACUCUGCACGAGAAGCACUUCUUCAUAGAAAACACCCGCAACCUGGGUCUCGCAGUUCCAGACACGCAUCUCGUGACCUCCGAGACGGAAACGCUCUCAGUCCUGUACCCCGAGAAACUGCGCCCAACCAUGCGGUCAAACGACAAGUACAUCAUGAAGAGCAUCCUCCUAGAUGACUCGACCCGCUCCGACAUGACGCAGCUGCCACUCCCUACCUUGCGAGAGACGGAGGCGCACAUCAAGCGGCUGAACCCUACACCCUUCCGGCCCUUCGUGCUGCAGAAAUUCAUCAGGGGCCCGGAAUACUGCACCCAAUCGCUGAUCAUCGGCGGUAAAGUAAAAGCAUUCCUCGCCUGCCCCUCUGCCGAGCUUCUCAUGUCCUACACGCCUCUCCCUACCUCCUCGGCCCUCUCGCAAGCCAUGCUCCUGUACACGACGCUGUACGCGAAGAAGACGGGGACCGGGAUGACGGGGCACUUCUCGAUCGACUUCCUCGUCGAAGAAGAGGUCGCCCAGGCGGCCGAGACACGGAUCGCCGUCAGCGAGAGCGAGCUCGUGGAGCUGAUACGCAGGAUCUACCCGAUCGAGUGCAACCCGCGCGCACAUACCGCCGUUGCCUGCCUGAGUGACGUUUCCGAUGAUCUAUCGGACGCCUACCUCUCCCUCCUCUCGGACCACGAGCCGAAGGGUAUCGCCAAUGGGCACCGCCGCGACGCGCUCGUCGUCCCGAAACCAGGCGUGCCGGGGUACUACUGGAUCGGCCACGACCUCAUUACGCUAGUCUUCCUCCCUCUCCUGGGUCUCCUCAGGUGUAAAGUUGGGGCCAGGGAGGCGCUGCGGAUGUGGAUGCGGUUCGUCGAGCACGUGCUCUACUGGCGAGACGGCACCUUUGAGGUCUGGGACCCGUGGCCCGCGUGGUGGCUGUAUGUAGGCUACUGGCCGGGCAUGUUCCUGAUUAGUUUAUGGGAGCGGCGAUGGUGGAGUCGGUGUAAUGUGAGCACGAAUAAGAUGUUCCAUUGUUGA
Molecule: messenger RNA, 1572 nt
Organism: Drepanopeziza brunnea f. sp. 'multigermtubi' MB_m1
Lineage: Eukaryota; Fungi; Ascomycota; Leotiomycetes; Helotiales; Drepanopezizaceae
Molecular function (GO): metal ion binding; ATP binding
Source: RefSeq, a predicted model, not a curated record